This is a messenger RNA of Bufo bufo (common toad), 1521 nucleotides long. It is a transcript of the gene MTFR1L, whose product is annotated as mitochondrial fission regulator 1 like. Lineage: Eukaryota; Metazoa; Chordata; Amphibia; Anura; Bufonidae. The transcript has 6 exons. The record is from RefSeq and is a predicted model, not a curated record. The coding region runs from base 115 to 1035 and encodes 306 amino acids. Gene Ontology annotation, biological process: aerobic respiration; mitochondrial fission. Gene Ontology annotation, cellular component: mitochondrion.
CGCGCACGCAGAGAGGCACCGUUGUGUUUUGGAGGCUGUAUAACAGUCGGGGAGCGGUGCUCUAUCAUACAGCUCGGGGCCAGGAGGACGCAGCGUCCUUUGUACUGUCUCAGCAUGGCCUCCCUGGACGUAUUAGGAGAUGGAGACGAAGCCUGCGAGACCGCCGAGGGGCGGAGAAGUGGUCGCAGGAAGCGAUCCAAGACGAUUCCUGUGUGGGAGAACAAGCCAUGUGGUUCUUCUCGUAGCCUUGUCAGGAAAAUCGCAUCUCACCUCCCUCUGAAGCCAUGUUCAAGAGCUCACUUUGAGGCUCUCCCUGCUUCUGAUCUGUACUUCACAGAUGCACCAAUGGUCCCAACUCUAGCUGACAUCAAGUGGAUUGCUGCAGAUGAUGAUGAAACCUAUGCAAGAGUUAGGAGUGACUCCAGACCCCUGAAGCACAAGUGGAGGCCAAGUCCUCUCUUAGUGAUGCAGAGAAAUUCAUCUGUCCCAAAUCUGAAGAUAAAAGAAGAAAAAAUGUUUUGUUUAAAAAAGCCAGGCAUGUCCUUAAACAAGUCCACGGACUUACAAGAUGAACUAAGCCUCCUCAGAAGCCAGAUUGCUAGAAUAGUCGCCACAGACACAGCUUCUUCGUGUUCAACAGAUUCUAUAACUGAAAACGUGGACACUAACUCCUCGUAUCCUGACUUUGCUCCUGCUUUCCAGUCGACGUCCUUUGUAAUCAGUGACAUUACCGAGGAGGAUGAGUUGGAUGUGUCUGAAUACUCGUCAGCAUCUUUAAUGGAAUCUUCCUUCAGCCACCAGAAGCAACUGGAAGCCAGCAUGUCCGAUGAUGAAGAUUCAGUCUGCCUCUCAAAGUCCAACAGUUUUGCAGAUAUGAUGGGCAUAUUGAAGGACAUCCACAAGAUGAAAGUGAAUAGAGAUUGGUCCAAUAGAAACCAAGUUUUACACAAAGAGGAGGAUCCCAUAAAUCUUAUUUCAGAGGUCUUGAGACAAAAGUUUGCACUAGGUGAUCAAGAUGAUAAAAAGAACAUUUAGCCAAGUCCAUUAUAUGAUAUUUUUCAUGUAGUAAAAUUGUGUAAAGGUCACCUAUUUUGUUAUAAAAAAGGUUUACUUAUUCUACAACACCUGAAGGAAGAUCACUUUUCUUAGAACUCGCUGUUCAACUAGAACCUGACUAAUAAGUAAUAAAUUACAGGUAUGAGGAUAAGGUUAAACUACUGCAUAUUUACAGCCUCACAACCUGUUUACUUGUGUUACCUGCCACUUCUUGCAUCUGAUUUAGUACAUUGUUUUACAUCAUUUAAGAGCUCUGUCACUAGUCUUUUCCUGCAAGAUUUGCCCUUGUGCUGCUCCACAAAAAGGGCCUGAUGCCCUGUCAUGUGCUUUGGAUCUGAAUUCUGUACACUUGUCAAGCUGCAAAUGGGAAAAAUUACUUCAUAUGACAGAAAAAAUGUAUGGUAUAGGCCAGGGAUGGCCAACCUGCGGCUCUCCAGCUGUUGUAAAACUACAACUCCCACCAUG